CCUUAUCCACAAUCAUCCCCCACUCUGUUAAUAUAUUCCUCUCUUCUUCCCAAAUGGGUCUCUGCAAAAUCAACUAAGAAAAGCUUCGAAGAUCACACAGCCAUGGCGGAUAUUGCUAUUCUGGUCGCAGAGGAAUACGAGAGGAGGAUGAAGAAUCCAAGGCAAGAAGAGAAGGCGGCAGCAGAGGUUCAAGAUUUGGUUUCUGGGGUUUCCAUCUCUGCAACUGCGAGUAGGGUGAAGAAGAUGAUGGAAUUGGAAUUGGAAUUGGCCGAACGAAAUGAAUUCAAAUGGGUUUUUGAACCCAAAUCCCAAAUCGGGCGAGCCGCAUCCACUGGAUUCUUCUCCGCCUGAGUUCGUCUUCUUUGUAUUAUACUGUAAAUCUUUCCAAUUUGUGCAUUGUUUGUAAUCUUAUCCUUCUUAUACUUUGGAUUUUCUCUUUUAAGGCUGCUUUCUCACUCUGCCUAUGCUGGUUCGGCGACUCCUUCUUGUGGAUACCCGAGUUGAUGAUCCUUUUCAUUGCACUAAAACACGAACCAUUCCAUUUGAAAGUCUA
This is a messenger RNA of Cucurbita maxima (winter squash), 553 nucleotides long. RefSeq lists its product as uncharacterized. The record is from RefSeq and is a predicted model, not a curated record. The coding region runs from base 103 to 351 and encodes 82 amino acids. The transcript has a single exon. Lineage: Eukaryota; Viridiplantae; Streptophyta; Magnoliopsida; Cucurbitales; Cucurbitaceae.